UGAGGUGGCCGCUGAAGCUGAGGCGGCGGGCGCGGCCAGGAUGGCGAAGAGCCUCGAAGAGAACGGGCCGCGCGCGCCCGCAGCUGAGGGGAGCCUGUCGGGGACCCGGGAGAGCUUGGCCCCGGGCCCCGACGCCGCAGCCGCCGACGAGCUCAGCUCUCUGGGCUCCGACUCAGAGACCAACGGCUUCGCCGAGCGCCGCAUCGACAAGUUCGGCUUCAUCGUGGGCUCGCAGGGCGCCGAGGGCGCGCUGGAGGAAGUCCCCCUGGAGGUGCUGAGGCAGAGGGAGUCCAAGUGGCUGGACAUGCUCAACAACUGGGACAAGUGGAUGGCCAAGAAGCACAAAAAGAUCCGGCUGCGGUGCCAGAAAGGCAUCCCACCUUCUCUGCGGGGCCGCGCUUGGCAGUACCUGUCAGGAGGCAAGGUGAAGCUGCAGCAGAACCCUGGAAAGUUCGACGAGCUGGACAUGUCCCCUGGGGACCCCAAGUGGCUGGAUGUGAUUGAGCGUGACCUGCACCGGCAGUUCCCUUUCCACGAGAUGUUUGUGUCCCGGGGGGGCCACGGCCAGCAGGACCUGUUCCGGGUGCUGAAAGCCUACACGCUUUACCGACCCGAGGAGGGCUACUGCCAGGCCCAGGCGCCCAUCGCCGCCGUGCUGCUCAUGCACAUGCCCGCCGAGCAAGCCUUCUGGUGCCUGGUGCAGAUCUGUGAGAAGUACCUGCCCGGCUACUACAGUGAGAAGCUGGAGGCCAUCCAGCUGGACGGGGAGAUCCUUUUCUCGCUGCUGCAGAAGGUGUCUCCCGUGGCCCACAAGCACCUCAGCCAGCAGAAGAUCGACCCGCUGCUCUACAUGACCGAGUGGUUCAUGUGCGCCUUCUCGCGCACCUUGCCCUGGAGCUCCGUGCUGCGUGUCUGGGACAUGUUCUUCUGUGAAGGAGUUAAGAUCAUCUUCCGGGUGGGCUUGGUGCUGCUGAAGCAGGCGCUGGGCUCCCCCGAGAAGGUCCGAGGCUGCCAAGGCCAGUACGAGACCAUCGAGCGGCUGCGGAGCCUCAGCCCCAAGGUCAUGCAGGAGGCCUUCCUGGUCCAGGAGGUGGUGGAGCUGCCAGUGACGGAGCGCCAGAUUGAACGUGAGCACCUCAUCCAGCUGCGCCGCUGGCAGGAGACACGGGGGGAGCUGCAGUGCCCGUCCCCGCCCAGGCUGCACGGCGCCAAGGCCAUCCUGGAGGCAGAGCCGGGCCCACGACCCAGCCUGCAGCCCUCACCGUCCAUCCGCCUGCCCCCGGACGCCCCCCUUUCUGGCUCCAAAGGCAAGUCCAAGGCAUCCAAGCAGGUCCAGAAGGAGCCGCGGGAGCCGGCGAGAGAGAGUGGGCAGCAGGGCCGGCCCCCCACCCCGGGUCAGGCCAAGGCGGCGGCCGCUGCGGGAGACGCAUCUCCCCCACAGGAUGCGCCCGCGCAGGACCCGGCCCCCCAGGACUCAGCCCACCACCGCUCCCGGGAGAGCCUGACGUCCCAGGAGAGUGAGGACACCUACUUGUAACCCUGGCAGCUCAGGCCCCUGGGCUGGGGUCUCCACACACCACAUGGUUCACCGACUGACUGACACUCCAGAGCCCGCCCACCCUCUGAGGGCCCGCUGCCUGGCCCCGCGUGGCAGAGGGUCUGGCUGGCCCAGCACAGAUUCUGCCUGAGUCUCCUUAUUUAUUUUCUCCAGAGUGGAGCUCGGGCCGGCCCAGCUAGGGCAGGUGGAAGUGCGGGCCUAUGGGUGGGGCCUCA
Budorcas taxicolor (takin) is the source of this 1773-nucleotide messenger RNA. RefSeq names its product TBC1 domain family member 10A (gene TBC1D10A). The coding region runs from base 41 to 1537 and encodes 498 amino acids. The transcript has 9 exons. Lineage: Eukaryota; Metazoa; Chordata; Mammalia; Artiodactyla; Bovidae. The record is from RefSeq and is a predicted model, not a curated record.